UCUGAUGCUUCCGGUUAUGGACUUGGCGGAGUUAUCGCGCAUUCGUUCGAUGGAGUAGAGAAACCCAUUUGUUUCACUUCAUUUUCACUCAAUUCAGCUCAAAAGAAGUAUCCCAUUCUUCAUUUAGAAGCUCUGGCACUCGUCUGUACAAUUAAGAAAUUCCAUAAGUAUCUCUAUGGGCAGAAAUUUACAGUAUUUACCGAUCAUAAACCUUUAGUAGGAAUUUUCGGUAAGGAGGGUAAAAAUGCGAUAUUUGUGACAAGACUUCAACGUUAUGUUUUGGAAUUAUCUAUUUACGAUUUUGAGAUCCAGUACAGACCUUCUGCAAAAAUGGGCAAUGCUGAUUUUUGUUCGCGAUUCCCAUUGGAGCAGUCGGUUCCUAAAGAGCUAGAUUUGGAUUGUAUCAAACACAUUAAUUUUAGUAAUGAAUGUCCAAUUGACUUCAACGAUAUUGCUAAACACACAAAAACUGAUUCAUUUUUACAGCAAAUUAUGACGUUUAUCCGCAAAGGUUGGCCAAGCAAAAUUGACAAACACUUUGCGAAUAUUUUUGCAAAUCAGUGUGAUUUGGAGAUAAAUGAAGAUUGUUUGAUUUACCAGGAUAGGGUCAUAAUACCUCAGCAAUUGCAAAGCGAAAUGUUAAGGUUGUUGCAUGCAAGUCAUGCCGGAAUCGUAAAAAUGAAGCAAUUGGCUAGGCGUUCAGUAUACUGGUACGGGAUAAAUGCUGACAUAGAAAAUUUUGUUAGAGAAUGUGAUGCUUGUGCUAGCAUGGCAGUGCAUCCCAAACAGAAAAUUGAAUCCAAAUGGACACCAUCCAGCAGACCUUUUGGUAGAGUGCACAUAGAUUUUUUCUACUUCAAGCAUCAUGUUUUUUUACUAAUUGUAGACAGUUAUUCAAAAUGGGUGGAAGUUGAGUGGAUGAAAAAUGGUACAGCUUGUACUCAAGUCAUAAGAAAGUUGUUAGCAUAUUUUGCUAGAUUUGGGUUUCCAGACAUAUUAGUAUCGGACAACGGUCCUCCGUUCAAUUCGCAUGAUUUUAAGACUUUUCUUGAAAGGCAAGGAAUAAGGGUCCUGAACAGUCCACCGUACAACCCUGCAAGUAAUGGUCAGGCAGAAAGACUUGUUCUUACAGUUAAAGAUGUUCUAAAAAAAUUGCUUCUUGACCCGGAAUAUUUGCAUUUAGAAUUGGUGGACCUGAUUAGUUUAUUCUUGAUAAAUUUUAGAAAUAACACUAUGACGAUGGAUGGGUUUUUCCCUUCCCAAAAAGUUUUAGCGUAUACUCCAAAAAUGUUAAUCGAUUUGAUUAAUCCAAAACGACACUCUAACAGCAACACUGUACCACAAACUAAUAAUGUUAACCGCAAUGAUGACAUAUUUGUUAGAUCUAAUGAUGGCCUUAGUAAAGAGGUUCAUAAUGAUCCUUUAGAUAGUCUGAUGGCGGGAGAUGCAUUAUGGUACAAGAACAACAAUCCCCACCAUCAGGCUAAAUGGAUUAAGGCACAUUUUCUAAAACGUAUGUGUAAAAAUGUUUUACAGAUUACGAUUGGAAGCGGGCUAACAACAACAGCACAUCGGAGCCAAAUUAAGAUCGUCAAUGAUCGGGACGGAAAGAGUGCGAGUUGGAAGGAGCCAGACCAUCGGAUAAGCCGAAUCGGAAAAGGAAGAGUGGAACGAGUUUGGCGCUCAAUGGCCAGCCAUGGCGUUCGAAGAGGAAACGAAAGGAUAAUUUCAAAAAGGAUUUCAUUUAUUCUAACUUUUAAGAAGUGAUCGAUGUAAUUUUUCAACUAUGCUUAGAAGUAAUCUUCUGUUCAGAAUUAAAUAGUUAAUAGUACAACUUGAAAGAAGGAAGGGCUAAUAUGUACCUUCAUUUACCUAAUUUGCUUUAACAUUGUAUUACCAUAAAAUAUGUUUACCAAUACCAACACACUCACUGUCUGAGUUUAUAGCACUCAGGUUUCGAAUAAACGAUCCGACGUUUGUCGGCUCUUUUUGGAUUCAGACUUCAAGCUUAUCAGACGUACUUACUUUAGAGAAGAAGCUCCAUCAGUUACCUGGUUCUUUCUACAGUCCACCCGUUAUAACUAUAGUUAGUCCGUUCGGCCCUUUGAUUACUUAAACAGUGUUAUUUAGUAUAAAACAAGGAUAAAUU
Molecule: messenger RNA, 2149 nt
Organism: Aedes albopictus (Asian tiger mosquito)
Lineage: Eukaryota; Metazoa; Arthropoda; Insecta; Diptera; Culicidae
Exons: 2
Coding region: 331-1767 (478 amino acids)
Biological process (GO): DNA integration
Molecular function (GO): nucleic acid binding
Source: RefSeq, a predicted model, not a curated record